GGUGUACUGCGAGGCUACAGCUAGUGUUCCACUCUCACUCACCUCUGCCCCUGGUGGAACACACUCUAGAGAAGUUGAGCCGCGAGGCAGAAGUUUGCCCAAAGUCCCGAGCCAACUGUGGGCACUGCGGGUUCGCUUCCUAGGCUGGGAUUAUUGAAUAGCCCCCGCUUUUCCCGUGAAAGAUCCACUGGCCAAAAGGGAGAGAUAGAGGUGCCUCUACUGAGGUGCAGAACGCACAAAGAAGUGAAGAAGGCCGUGCGCCCCUCUGACCUCCCCCCACCCUGGCCGCCUCUCCCAAAGUGAUGAGUUUUGGAAGUGGCAGGGGCGUGGCAUUGGCCGGCCAGGGCUACUCGCUUGGUGGGGGUAGCCAUGCCCGGUCACGCAUUAGGAUAGCAGAGAUGGCCGAGGAGGAGGAGAAGCCGGCUUCUCCUGGCUUGGGGCUUGAACGUUAAGUUUACAUCACACUUCUUAAAGAAAAGAAAAAAGAAAAACUAAAAGAGAUAAACAAAACAAAACAACAACAAAAAAAAGCCAAGUCCAGCCUCGCCUUAGCCUGGCUUCUUGUCCCAGUGGCCUUAGCCCCCCACCCCUGGGCUGAGGAGAGGGGGCAGCACGCUUCAGGUUGGCCUGCCGCGGUCGGAGCUGUUGGCUUAACCAGGCUGAUUGCUGUAUGCUGAACUUGGCCAUUUUAGUAGGAACUACUGGGGUUCAAGAUUCUCAAGGACUGACAAAUGAAGCAUACUCAAGGGAAAGCCCCAAGGGUACAAGGUAUUGACAAGGUAUGAAGUGCUGGAGUGAUCUAACCAAAUGAAAAGUUUUCUGGGACAUGAAGAAGACAUCUGGUUAGGAAUCUGAAGCAAUGGGUGACUGGAGCUUUCUGGGGAGAUUAUUAGAGAAUGCGCAAGAACACUCUACCGUGAUUGGCAAAGUUUGGCUGACUGUUCUGUUCAUCUUCAGAAUCCUGGUGCUAGGUGCCGCCGCAGAAGAAGUCUGGGGAGAUGAACAGUCCGAUUUUACGUGUAACACUCAGCAACCAGGUUGUGAGAAUGUCUGCUAUGACAAGGCUUUUCCUAUUUCCCACAUCCGCUUCUGGGUCCUGCAGAUCAUUUUCGUAUCUACCCCCACCCUCAUUUAUCUGGGCCAUGUGCUGCACAUUGUACGCAUGGAGGAAAAAAAGAAGGAAAAAGAAGAUCUCCUUAAGAAAGACAACCUGCACCAGGGGGUAGAGCUCAGUGGCCCCAACAGCCAUCGAGAACCGCUCAGCAAAAAGGAGAGCGCCAGGAUGGAAAAGAAAGAGAGACCCCCAAUCCGAGAUGAUCGAGGCAAAGUCCGGAUAGCUGGUGCCCUGCUCCGCACCUACGUCUUUAACAUCAUCUUCAAGACUCUGUUUGAAGUGGGCUUCAUUGUGGGGCAAUAUUUCCUCUACGGGUUUGAGUUAAAGCCACUCUACCGAUGUGACCGCUGGCCCUGCCCCAACACAGUGGAUUGCUUUAUCUCCAGACCCACAGAAAAGACCAUAUUCAUUAUUUUCAUGUUAGUGGUGGCUUGUGUGUCUCUCUUGCUCAACAUGCUGGAGAUCUAUCACCUGGGCUGGAAAAAGCUUAAACAGGGUAUGACCAACCAUUACAAUAGCCCAGAUUCUCCAGAAGCCAAAGUCCUGCCCUCCAAAUGUAGUAGCAUUGGCCCACUUCUGCUCUCUCCCCAUUCUGCCCCUCCUGCCGUUGGAUUCCCACCAUACUAUACUCAGUCUGCCUCUUCCCUAGGACAGGCAACCACUACAGGUUAUCCUGGGGCUCCUCCACAACCCACAGAAUUCAGAAUGGUAACCCUCCCUGAGGAGCGCAGUAAGGCAGCCCCAGCCAAAUAUUAUGGUGGCAACCACCACCACAUCUUAAUGACUGAGCAGAACUGGGCCAACCAGGAGGCAGAGCAACAGACUUUUGAAAGGAAGUCUUCCCCAAGCAAUACCACCCCUGGCACUCCCACCACCCCAAGCAGUGUUCGGCAGCUCCUCCAAGAGCGAGGAGACAGUGGUGGGGGGAGCAAAGUGCCCUUGCUGGUGAUUAAUGGGAGCAGCAGCAGUUUAGGGGCCACUAAAUCAGAGGUAACCUCUGAAGGGGAGAAACAGCCAGGUACCACCACAGUUGAGAUGCAUGCACCGCCAUUGCUUCUCGUUGAUUCAAGACGGUUAAGCAAGGCUAGCAAGGCUAGCAGUGGCAGAGCUCGAUCGGAUGACUUAGCCAUCUAAUUCUCUCUCUCUCUCUCUCUCUCUCUCUCUCUCUCUCUCUCUCUCUCUCUCUCUCUCUCUCUCUCUCUCUCUCUCUCUCUCUCUCUCUCUCUCUCUCUCUCCCCACACACACACACACACACACUCAUCUCUGAAAAGAGUUUUAAAGUAACCUUUCUUCUUGGAAAAUUUAAAACAAAAUUCACAGUUGAAUCAACAAGACCCAGAAGAAAGCCAGGUCCUAGGAUGGGAGGAGAAAUAAGAUAAAGAAGAGGAGACUAGGUUUCCUUAUGUUAAUAAUACCCACUGUUCUUAAUAUACUGUGAGUUGUAGAGGACAUAAAGGCAACAUUUUCUGGCAGAAUGAAAGUAGCCAGUGAGAUCUGAUUGUUAGUCCCAAAGGUGUCCAAUCCCUUGUAACCUGAGCAGGAUUUACAAAUUAGUUUGUGCACUGCCUACAGAUUCCUCUUAUUAAGCAUUUGUAUAGUGUUCUGUGCCAGCCACUGUGCUAAAUGCUUUACAGAUAUUAUCUCAGUGGAUUCUCCCAACAACCCCAAGAGGUCGGUGCUAUCAUCCUCAUUUUACAGUUGAGGAAAUUUUGAGGCAAACAGAGGUUAAGUGACUUGCCCAGGAUCACACAGCUAGGAAGAAGCAUCUGAAGUCAUAUUUGAAAUCAGGUCUUCCUGACUCCAGGCCCUGCUCUCUAUACACAAUGUCAUCUAGCUGAGAUCCCAUCCAAAGGCCAUGUAUUCCUAAGCUAGACAAAACCUCUCUAGUGAGUGUAGUAAGUCAGUGGACAUACUCAAUUCCAUCCUUAUUUGGUACUCUUAACCUAUGAGUGCAUUUGCUUUUGAGUGACCUGGUCUAAAAAAUAUUUAAGUGGCAUGCAGAUGGUUCUUUUUUUAAGGGGGAGGUGGGUUUUUUGUUGUUUCUUUUUAUUAUUUUUUUUAGAAACAAGCAAUGACAUUUACACUUCUGAAUCUGCAGGGAGAGGCACAGGAAACUUUCAUAUCAUAUGUUAUAAUAUAAUGAUAUUAUAUAAUAAAAAGUAUACUGAUUCUCCAGGGACAAGAGUGAGAAUUCCAGGGUGUGCUGCAGAUCAAUUCUCAAUGGGUAAAUUGAAGGAAAAGUGUGUCUGGAAUGCUUUAAGAAUUUCUCUUUUCAGUGUCCCAUUUUAGACUUGAGUCUCUUAAAGGACAAGUGUACCAUUCAUUCUUCAACCUUCAGUCUUUUUGCAAAAAAGAGUAGUCUUAGAAAUUAAGAUAAUUUGGCUAGUAUUAAAUUGUCCCGAUUAGAUAGAGGUAAAUAUUUGGCCUUUUCUUUUUAAAAGAAGUCUGCAAUUUCAUCAGUCUCUUGAAUGCUAUUAGGGAAGAGGAAAACACCUUUGAGAUGCUAGCCAUCUUUUGCUUCUUACCAUAAAUAUAAAAUUACAAUAUAUUCAACUUCCUAAUUUUAAUAUAAGCAUAAAUAUAACAAUUAUUUGAUUAUACAUCAAAGGAAUCUCUACUGACCAGGAUAUCAUUAAUGGGUAUAAAUUGUCCCAAUUCUUCCUUCUUCAUACCUCUUUAAUAAAGAUAAAUUCUAAUUCAUCAUUUUCUAUGUAUUUAGAAAAAUAGUUGAUUGACAUAAUGAAUUUUUUAGGCUCUAGAGUAAUACAGUCAUCAUGAAUUAGCUGCCAGAAAGUGGCUAUGCUCUGCCUGAUCCUGUUUACGUUUUCCACUUCUAGCUUCUGUGGAUUGGGACCCGCUAUUUUUUCAACUUUCAGACCACCACCAGCAACCCUGGCCCCUUAGCUAGACUGCAUAUCCUUUUAUGGAAUUCAUCGCUUUUUAAAUUUUGGAAAUUAACUUAAAUUUAUACAAGGCCAUGUUCCCUUCUCUAAUAUGUUUUGAAAUCUGAUAAUGAGCAAAAAGCUAUAACUUUGUACGCUACCGAAAAGGACCUUUCCUGUCCUAAGCUUAAAUGGUACACUCAAUCUUAUGGAGAGUUCAAAUGGGAUAGAAGACGAGUGAGUCCAUUAUUGAUCAUCUAAUUUUAGAAAAAGCAACCAACUUUUCAGCAUAGACGGAUGCCCUUGGACCACCUUCAUUUUAAAAGCAUCUUAGUUUGGAAAAGGUUGUAGUCCGUGUGCCAAAAUCAAAGCUACAACUCACAAGGCUGUGGCUGAACACGUGCCUCAGGAACUUACACCAUGACAACACCUCUAACAAAUUUUUCACUUCUUGGUUACCCACCAUUUGAUUUUGAGGAGGGGGAGGGGGAGGAUUGAUUAUAGUUUUAAUUUUUAAAUUUUUGAAAAUUUAUCUUUAUACAUAAUGGGUAACAUGUAUAUGGUUAUCCUUCUAUGAUGCAAUUGCAUUUAGAAUAGCUUGAGCCUCUUCUCCCUAGUACAUGGGCAGAGAUUUAGUUUGUUUGAAGGGAUUUGUGUGAAAUACCCAUUUUAAAUGUAAAUUGGAUUAAAUUUGCUUCCUUCAGUAGUAUUAGGAACAAUUAAGGAGCCAAGAAGUAAUGAAAUUUUGUGAGGUAGAGCAGCAUCUGUGGAAGGAGGUAUUUGUUAGUUUACAGAUGAAUUUAUUGGUCACGCCAUUCUUUUUAAAAAGUGAAAAAUGACAUUUCUUACUUGAGUUACACUGCUGUUUGAGGUAUUAGGGUUUUUGAAACCAAAAGGUCAGGCUUCUCUGCCCGUUGGGGGUAGAUGAGUGGUGUGGAAGGUUGCUCUCUUUUAAUAAAUUAUUUUAAGUAUUAAAAUAUGCAAUGAAAAAUUAGACAGGUACAUAAUAUGGACAAGGCAUAUUUCAUCCUAUACGUUUCACAUUCAUUUAAAUGAUCUACUGAUGUUUAUCAACCUAAUUUAUGGUUUAAUCAGAAAUUUUAGGGCAUGGGGCUUUUUUUCCCCAUUUCACUAAAGUUGUCUAAAAAAUUGAAAUGAUUAGUCGAAUGUACUUGUGUACUUUUAAUGAGAAGUAUAAGAUAUUUCUAUUCUUCUUUAUCAGUGGAUCAGAAACCCACUCCUAUAAUUUUUAAUGUUGGAUUAUUUAAGUUCUAUAGGAUGUUUUCAACCUUAGGAAGAUCCAAAUGCAAAAGUUCUCUUUUCCGUUGCAAGUCUGUAGGAUUUCUUAUAAAAUCUUACCUUUAUUUCUUCCUUGUUCCUUUGGGGACUGUGUAUUUUUAAUGUUUUUAAAGUGUAAUUCAUCAUUUUUUCCCCAUGCUUAAUGGCUAAAAUAAGCUUUUGAACUCUUGUGGCAUUGAGUCCUGAAAAUAAUGUAAUAUAUUGAAAGAGAACAGUAUUUUUUUGACAUAGAAUCAGAGAAUCAAUACUGAGUUGUCACUUAUUAAAUGUUCUGAUAUUAUGCUUUCCCAUCAUACUUUGUUGUGUGUCAGAACCUGAGAGUAGAGCCAAUGAAAUAAUUCCAAAAGUUCUUUUUAAAAAAAGCUAAUUUUCAAACCAAUCAGCAAAAUCCCUAACACAAUCAAAUAUAUUUAUAACUUUGGUAUUACAACUUUUACAUUCAGUUUUCUAUUUUAUAUUGCACUUUUAAAUGAACUACAUGAUACCUGACCCUCACUUUGGUUUAUUUAAAUACUAAGGGACUCUAACAAGACAUUUGUGCCCCCCCCCCGAAAGGAAUGCCUUAACAAAGGAAGUCUUCCAAUAUGCUGAGUGCCAUUUAAAGAAAGCUAAUUUCACAUAAAUAUUAUCUUUUUGCUACUGUGUUUUCACAUGCUUACAACAUCAAGGGCAACAUACUCAAGCAUUCAAAUUUAGAAAAUGUUGAACUAUUCUUCAAAUAUAGUGAUAAAAAUGCUUUUAUUCCAUUCUUUUGCAUUUAUUUGGAUAUGAGUGGUAGCUGGGUCAGUUACCAUUCAGUAUGAUUAUUUCACAAAUUCUUCCCCCAACCUUCCCCCCCCAAAAUACUCACAAAGAGUACUACACAAUUACCUUACUGGAAAAAAAAUAUUUUUGCAAAAGGCAAUGCAAAUUUUUUCCCAAGGAUCUAAACAAGUAAAAAAAAUGCAUAACUAUAAUAAAAGUAAACAUUUAUUUCAAGCUCAGGAGAUACAUUUAUGUUGUUCAUUAUACAAUCUCUCUGACACCCAAAGGUUGUGCUGGCUUACUCGGAAGUUUCUUGUUACCCAAAGGCUGUUUGUCUUCUACAUGACUGAUCCUCAUGACAAAGAGUGUUCUGGGCAGUGAGAGAUUUACAAGCAGCAAAUCACUAACAGUAGGCUGCCUUUGAAGGAGUUGCCUCAUGUGUACAAUUCUUUAGGAAUCAGUUGAUGUCAAUGUUCAUUUACCUCAAAUGUUUACAAAACUGUUACUAAAUAAACUUUUUGUACCAUAAUGUUGUCUCUCCUAGAUUAUGUUGUGAUCAUAACUGUAACUGACAUCUAUCCUGAAUUUCCUUUAAAAAAAUAACAGUAAUCAAAAAGUAAAAAACUAGUUCAGUUAC
Messenger RNA from Monodelphis domestica (gray short-tailed opossum), 6677 nucleotides. RefSeq names its product gap junction protein alpha 3 (gene GJA3). The record is from RefSeq and is a predicted model, not a curated record. Gene Ontology annotation, biological process: cell-cell signaling; visual perception. Gene Ontology annotation, molecular function: gap junction channel activity. Gene Ontology annotation, cellular component: connexin complex; gap junction. NCBI's taxonomy places the organism in Eukaryota, Metazoa, Chordata, Mammalia, Didelphimorphia, Didelphidae.